This is a messenger RNA of Cotesia congregata, 402 nucleotides long. NCBI's taxonomy places the organism in Eukaryota, Metazoa, Arthropoda, Insecta, Hymenoptera, Braconidae. The record is from the annotation of a GenBank genome assembly.
AUGUUUUGUGAGCUGAUGCACCAGCUUUCUAAGACUCGUAAACAUCAAGUCUAUUCCUAUGUAGAUGAUAAGAGGAAGACUGUACUUGUGGACUCGAAGACUGACAAGUUUCUCUUCGGUGAGGAUCUUGGAAAGAGGAUCAAAUCAGCUACAAUGGUGAAGAAAGUAGGAUUGUCUUUGAAAACAACCCCUGACAAGGCUGAUUCGUCGAAAUCUCGUAAUUUUUUAAACUGGAAGAGCUCGACUGUGACUCAGAGCGGAUGCCAACAGUCGAGCUUCAAUCAAAAAACUUUGAACAAAUUUCCUCGCUCCAACCGUGCUCCAGUUCAACAGAAUUCAACUCGUUCUUCUACGAGAUCUCAGAGCCGUCUGAAUCAAUUCAACAAUCCAUCAACGAAGUAG